UCAUCACUUUGUUUUGAGGAAUCAAAUACAUUGGACYACAAGAUGAAGGCAGUUUUUGUUGCAUUGAGUCUCCUUAUUGUUGUGYCUGCGGCUGAUGAAAGACUAAGGCGUACUUUGCAGAAAUGUUCAAAAGAAAGUGACUGUGGUGCUAACAAAUGUUGUCUAGUGGGCAAAGUUUGUUCACCAAAGCUUAAGAAGUACUUCCCAUGCCAUCUUACGGGACUUACCAAAUGUGGAUGCGCUGAUGGACUCGAYUGUCGUGUCACAAAGGAAUUCACCAUUUUGGGACAAACAAUCAGGCUUAAACAAUGCAUGGAGAAAGGAUCCAGUCCUGUKGUUGAGAAGAUUGAAGAUCAGGAGAUGAAGGAGAUCAUGGAUCAAAGCAGCAGAGCGAAAAGAUUCCUUAUUGACGUACGUACAUGUUCCAGUGAGGCGGACUGUGGUGCUGGACGAUGCUGUUUAUUUAACAAGAUCUGUUCUUACAAGAUCCCUAAAGACAUGACCUGCUACCUGACGAACAAACACAAGUGUGGCUGUGCUGACGGUCUUGAGUGCCGCGUCACCACCAACAUUGUCAUCCCAAUCAUUGGUUCAAAAAUACCCAUCAGGCAGUGCGUGCCUAAGGCCUAGUCAGAUUGUACUCAAUGAACCGCUAGCUAUAGUCAGAGAUAACGAUUAUUAAACUUUAAAGCAUUA
Exaiptasia diaphana is the source of this 696-nucleotide messenger RNA. RefSeq lists its product as uncharacterized. The coding region runs from base 43 to 630 and encodes 195 amino acids. Lineage: Eukaryota; Metazoa; Cnidaria; Anthozoa; Actiniaria; Aiptasiidae. The transcript has 5 exons. Gene Ontology annotation, molecular function: enzyme activator activity. Gene Ontology annotation, cellular component: extracellular region. The record is from RefSeq and is a predicted model, not a curated record. Gene Ontology annotation, biological process: digestion; lipid catabolic process.